GUCUACGUGGUUUAUGAAUGGUCCCUAAUGCUGGAAAUAACAAUUAGCAUAUGAGUAGUGUGCGAAGGGUGUUUUAAUUUUCUUAUAUUGAAUAAAUGUAUUCCAAAAUGCAUUAUAUAUUUUUCAGUGAUUUAUCAGAAUGCAAUUACAGAGAUUCUAUUACAUAUGACAUAGUCGUUUUGCCCUCUACAGCAAUGAUUGAGACAGAAGAACAGUUUCCUUUUAGUUAAUGAAAUAUCUGUUGUUUAUCACUGCAGCAGAAACGGUCCACGGCACCAGCGCGCAUGGAACUCAUCUAGCGGUCUUCAACACUUCUGGUUCGACUCCCGACCCGGCAACAAAAAAAAAUGAUGGUUAAAACAUUCAUGUGGGGGGCAUUAGUCACCGUCGAUAACGAAACGGUGCUAAAAAUAGAUUUUUGUUUUGGUUUUUCGUGUUGCACGUAUUAAGCAUGUGCAAAUGCAAAUGUACAGCACAUGCAUUUAUGUCACUUUAGCAAUGGCUGUCAACGUGCUGCAAUGUGUGGCACUAAUUUGAUUUUAGUGGGGCCCUUUUCGACUUUAAUAUUGCUUCAAUGAGGUGUUUAAAGUAAUGCAGCAUUAUAUACACAAUUUUAAAUAUAAAUAUAUAGCAAUAUUGAUGCACUAAUAUACGGCUUCGUGGUUACUUGGGCAACAUCUUACAAACAUUUGUCGAAUACAACAUUCCAAUAUAGGGCUUCUGAACUGAGUUAUGGACAAAUGAGUCAAACGAUUGCCAAGUGAUGGAAAACAUCCAUGGUUCCAUGAUUGGAUUCCAAUAUAGCAUGGGACAAUCGGGCGUAGAACGGCACUAUGGCACCAGCCCGACUGCGAGCAACCUUAAGAGAAAUCGGUAAACAACCCCAGUGGGGACUUUGUUAGAAGGUUAUCAGGGAUUGCUUUUGCAAGUCUGAGCGUUUGUUCUCCAGGUUAGGAGCGGCUCACGACAGUUUUUCGGUUCACCAAAAGAAAGGCGGCUCAUCUACAUCCGCGGGCCAGUGAAGAACUCUAAGCUCAACUCUAACCCGGAAGCGUUUGAUUUGAAGUGUUAUGAUGUUAAUAUACAUAGGGUCAAACAUUUGACCAAAAUACAAACCAAUGCUUUGAUAUGAUUUAUUGGAAUGGUAGGGUAGGUAAUCAAACUUUGAACCAAAUUGCGGCUUUCUGAAGCAGUGCAAAUUUCAAGUGAUUUUUUCUCCCACAUGGAAAUAAUUUACUACGGCAAAAUCGUAUGUACAUGAAAGCCACGGGUAUAAGCUUUCUGUUAAAUGGUAAAAAGUUUGUAUUUGCACCGAAUUUCAUUGAAAAAUUUGAUUAUUCGUCAACAGUGAUUUUAAUCUUAAUUUGAACCAUCGUAAUCAUAAUUUGAACCAAUUUUAAUCUUAAUUUGAACUACUGGCGGCAGCAGCUCGAGCAACUCACAAAACAGCCAAUUCCAUGCUAAACAAUUAAAAAUCACAUGAAUCUGCUAAUUCGCAUACCUAUUUUUCAUUAGGCAGUGGAAUCUCACCUCAGAAUGUUCGAAAUUCUUUAGGAAUUUGGAAACUAAAUUUGGAAUUUUUCAUCCCCCAAGAGUAAACAAAGCAACCACUAGCGCAAUCUACAGGCCAACACUAGAAGCUCACCCCCGUUUACUAGUUCAAAUUUAGAUUACAAAUGGUUCAACUUAAGAUAACAUUCUCCAAGUAAGAAUCACUUAAAUUUGAUAAUUUUAUGACAAAUAAUGCGGAAUAUUAUUCGGUUGGUCGAUUCUACGAUAAAUAAGCUUUCAUUUAACUUGUUCACAUAUUAAGAGUGAUACAAAUGCAUGAGCUGUACGGGUGCACCGAAAAUGGGCUUUCUCUGGGGGGAAAAAGGUGAAAUCACAGUGAUUUUUCAAUUGCCUGUUUUCCAUGACAAAAACGCUUUUUUCAAUGCUUUUAAAGUCCAUGUUACCAGGUUAUAUUACGGAAAGCUGUUCAACAUCUUUUUCGGGACAAUAUUUGCCUAAAAAGUACGUCUUUUUAAUGAAUUUCGAAAUGGUUCAAAUUAAGAUUACAAUUUGACUAGUUCAAAGUUUGAUUUCUUACCCUAGUUGUCCAAUAUAAUCAUAAAACACCAAAUUAAUUAUCUUUAGGGGCAAAGAAAGGCAACGAACCAAGUGUGAGCAAAUUGCGAUCCUUCUGGCGAACCAACUGCGAUCCGGCUCGUUUGACAUUUGUUUUGUGUCGGUUCUUCGCUUCGGCAAACCGUGAACCGCUCUCACUUUUUGUGUUCGCGAGCACGAGUACAAAGUUUAUAUUCGAUGUGAAGCAAAAAUCCAACAAUCGCAUGAUGCUUUCCACCCCUGGUUCAUGGUUCGAAUCCGAUUGCUAAUGGAAACUUGUUUCAAUUGAUAUUUAAUCAGAUCCAUGGUGGAAUUGGGUUCUUUAGGGGUAUCCGGAUUAUUUCAUAAUCGGAUUCUCCGCCCAAUAUUUAAUUAGUCGAAAUCCAAAAUUUCAUAAUUUUCAGAGUCCGAGAACUAUUUUUAAAAUGCAUUUAAAGUUUGUUCGGGUCGAACUGUCACUUUAUCGAUUGAACUGUCAUUCAAUCCACAAAAAUGAAAACGGUUUUGUUAAUUUAACCAUCAAAACUAAGGUAUUGGAAUCUAAUAAAAUCACGUUAUACUCAGAAAAGAGAGCUCUUUCGAUUAGGCUAUAGAAAAUAGCAAUAUUUUAUUCACUAAACAACCCAAUUGAACACAUUAAUCUGUUGAUUAAAACGAAACUCAGUCUGCGCAAAUUUAGUGGUGUUAUGUAUUUAAAUUGAUCCAGCAGAAUAGUAGUUUCAACAUCAAACAGUUUUUCAGUAAAUAUUCUGAUAUAUCCGAGGAUUAAUAUAUAUUAAUCCAAUUGGGUUUUUAAAUUAAGAAAAAAUUAAUGAUUUUUUAUUUUUAAACAAAAGAGUACCUUUUUCUGAGCCGCUAUGAUUUUUUUCAGAUUUUUAGAACUUUAUUUUGGUAUCUAAAAUCAAUAUCAAAGAGAUUUUUUGAAAUCACCGUUUGACAGCUGGGCAACUGCUUGACAGCUCCACUCAGUACAAAAUGCGACGGGGGGUGAUUCGACAAAUCGCUCCCAUACAAAUUUCAAAUUGAUUUUUAAAUAGGUUCCCGGGCACCAAAAUUGAUGAAAAUUUGGAUUUCGGCUCAGUUUGGCAUGCAGAUUCAGAAUAUGGAAUUAUCUCAACACCACUAAAGAAGCCAAUUCCAGAGAUGUGUCGUCUCCCUUAAAAUCGAAAUUUGAAUAGUCUAUUUUACGAAACGACAACAGUGUUGAUAUUGAUAUUAACAUUCACGGGCUUGGGCGCAACAUCCUGUCAAAUUUUCAUUCAUGAAAUGAGCGAUCAGCUGAUCCGAAACGUCUCGUAAAAUGGCUCAUUAGGAAAUCUCAAUUUAGUUGAAAAUCGGAGUUUUCGACUAUAGCGAAGUUGGGUUUUUCUCCAAAUUCGUGCGUCGGACCAAACUUCGGUAGUAGUGCGCUGUAUAGUAAACCUGAUCCGCUACAGCGCAUCACUUCCGAAGUUAGGUCCGACGUACGGAUUUUGAGAAAAAUGCAACUUCGCUAGUUGAAAAUUCCGGGUUUCAACUGAUGCACGGAGAAUAUUUGUCUCAGUUUCGAGAUGUGAUUUUAGCCCAGUGUAUGGUGGGCAUUGAUUGACUUCUGUCAGUUCGAUUGUUUACUACAUACGUCGAUUUCUUUGAUCUUCUUUUAAACCUGGGAUUGUUUUUCGUAAAAUUCUGCGCAAAAAAGGUUUUUCCGCGAUUAUUUUCGUGAUUCUUGUCUAAGAACAUCAAAAUUACACCGGCCAUGAAGCCAUCUACUUCAUCGUCAUCGUCGUCGUCGUCCGCCCGCAAUGAUGACCCGGAAAAGUUUUUUACUGGGAUGAAACCGGAAGAUAUGACCUCUCGCGAAUACUAUCUGGACUCGUAUGCCCAUUUCGGUUCCCACGAGGAAACCCUGAAGGAUGAGGUGCGAACGCUCACCUACCGGAACGCCAUGUAUCACAACAAGCAUCUGUUCCGGGGCAAAACCGUCUUGGAUGUGGGCUGCGGGAUGGGUAUUCUGUCGCUGUUCGCGGCCCGAGCCGGAGCGGCACGGGUCAUCGCCAUCGACUGCUCGAACAUCAUCGACCAUGCCCGUAAGAUUGUGGAGGCGAACCAUCUUGAUCAUGUGAUUACACUCAUUCGGUCCAAGGUGGAAGCCGUUGAUCGGCUUCCGCACGGAAUUGAAAAGGUGGAUAUAAUCUUGUCGGAGUGGAUGGGGCAUUGCUUGUUCCACGAGGCGAUGCUGGAUGCGGUAAUCUACGCUCGCAACAAGUGGCUAAAGCCGAAGGGGGGCAUGAUGUUUCCGGAUCGGUGCACCCUGUUCGUGACGGCCAUCGAAGAGCGCCAGAGUAAGGACGAGCGAAUUAAUUGGUGGGAGGAUGUGUACGGGUUCAACAUGAGUGCCAUCCGGAAGGACGCCAUCAACGAACCGCUGGUGGACGUGAUCGAUCCCCGGCAGAUCGUCACCAGUUCGUAUCUGAUCAAGGAAAUCGACAUGUACACCGUGGUCCGGCAGGACAUUGACUUUGAAUCGACGUUCCAUCUGAUCGCCAAGAGGAACGAUUUCGUACAGGCGCUGAUCACCUACUUCAAUGUGGAGUUCACCAAGUGCCAGCAGCGGUUGGGCUUCAGCACCUCGCCGGAAUCGCCGUACACCCACUGGAAGCAGACGGUGUUCUUUCUGGACGAGUAUCUGACCGCGAAGAAGGGCGAGGAAAUUUGCGGGCGGUUUGCGAUGAAAACGACCGGCCACCGGAUGAACAAGGAGCUGGCGUUAACGAUUGACGUGCGCUUCGAGGGGGAGUUGGCGCAGGUCGUGGAGAGCAAUCAGUAUUUGAUGCGUUAAGGGGGGAGGCUUUUGAGGCAAGGCUCGAUUGGUGUAUUCGGUUUGGAAACAUCAUCGAUUAAUUUUAAGCGUUUUUCUUAAUGUCGAGAGAGAGAUUAUUAUUACUAUGACAUGGACAGGAAGAAAGUCUUGAAAAUCUAGAAAAUAGAUUGACUUUGUACCGGCCUAUCGAUCGUUAAUCAUUAGUCAUUGAAUUCGAUUUGUUUCAAUUUUAACACAAACUUGUUAUUUUUUGUAUAUUGUUUACGUAAUACAAAUAAACAACAUAAUGUAUUAAAUAGAAUGGAAACUUUACUUCCUUGCUUUCAUAUAUUUUUGAUGAAAUUCACGAAGCGCUUCAAGGAAAAGUGCAGGAGACAUUUUCCGAGUGUAAAACGAACUGUUAUCUAAUUGAACCACUGUAAUUUUUGUUUCUUUUUUGAUUGGUUUAUUUUCAAGCUACACAAGCGUCUUUGUGCUUUCCUCGAAGCUCAUGCUUCACGAACAAUGAAGAUACUCCGAUGAUAAUAACCAGCUUUGUCAACUCACUCUGAAGCCCUCUCAUUUUUGUCUUGAGUCAACUGAUUUGUUUUUUGACCUGGUUUAUUCCUGCUGUGCAUCACUAUCCAAAUAAUAUGCGCCUUUGGUUAUGCAAUUUAAUUGCAUGUAUUCUGCAGAAUCCAUGGAUUACCUGUAGUAGGUAAUGUGCUAAUGGGUAAUCCUCUUAGUUGAGCCCAAAAGUAUGCAACUCUGAUCACUCGCGCACAUUCGCCAGCCACUCUAAAAGAUUUCUACUCCAAGGCUGUAUCGAUCUUACUCUGAAAUGUCUCACACUGCACAAAACGUGCUGCUCUUUUUUGAAUGGGGCACGUUCGGUGUAGUACUAGAAUUGUAGUAAUGAGCUGAAUUUUUGUAUGGUGAGAAGGUCCAUUCUCCGUUUCUUCAAUGAAAUGGUGAAAAAAGCGUGGGUAUUAUGAUUCCUUGCCUAAUAGGAGGCAAUCAGUGAAGUACUAGAUUGAAAGUAAUGAGCUGGAUUUUUGUAUGGCGAGAUGAUCAAUAGGACAGAUCGGUGAAGUACUAGAUUUGUAGUAAUGAGCUGAAUUUUAGUAUGGUGAGAAGGUCAAUUCUCCGUUUCUGCAAUGAAAUGGUGGGAAAAGCGUGGGUAUGGGGCACGUUCGGUGUUGUACUAGAUUUGUAGUAAUGAGCUGAAUUUUUGUAUGGUGAAAAGGUCAAUUCUCCGUUUCUGCAAUGAAAUGGUACAAAAACCGUGGGUAUUAUGAUUCCUUGCCUAAUUUGAUGCUGUUUGAGCAAAACUUUGAGCAACACUGUUGUUGUUUUCUCCAUUUCUUGCAACAUAAACAACAUAGUUAUCCAAAGUUUUGCUCAACCAGCAUCAAAUCAAAAAAGGAAACAUAACACCCACGCUUUUUGCACCAUUUCAUAGCACAA
Aedes albopictus (Asian tiger mosquito) is the source of this 6355-nucleotide messenger RNA. RefSeq names its product protein arginine N-methyltransferase 1-like. Gene Ontology annotation, biological process: peptidyl-arginine methylation. NCBI's taxonomy places the organism in Eukaryota, Metazoa, Arthropoda, Insecta, Diptera, Culicidae. Gene Ontology annotation, cellular component: nucleus. The record is from RefSeq and is a predicted model, not a curated record. Gene Ontology annotation, molecular function: protein-arginine N-methyltransferase activity. Bases 3845 to 4927 code for a protein of 360 amino acids. The transcript is spliced from 2 exons.